AAACUGCAACAAACAAACACAACAAAUAAAAAGAUAAAACGGAAGUAUAAAAUGGCUGUCUUAUUUGGUUUCUGGCAGCAAGAAUAUAAUAUUUAAUUAUAUUCGCUGGAAAAAGCAGUGACUGUGAAAAUGUGCUUUGAACGUGGCUUUGGAGCACAACGGCCAACCGAGAAAAUGUAGAAGUGGCUUAUUCGGUGUUGAUUCUAUUCUCGCAGAUAGAAAAUCGGUGCAAAGGAAAAAACAAAAAAUACAUUCAAACACACGAAUGUAAAUGUAAAGGAAAAAUUUCGAGAGCAGCAGCAGCAGCGGGAAGAGAGGACACACCACACCACUCGAUAAAGAUAAGCUCUCGGGGGUCUUCCAGGUCAAACCGCACUGAUACGGAUAUACUGGACUAAUACCACUGAACAGCUAUAGGCCACGGUGACUCUGCGGGGGAGCUACUUCUAACCGCCGAACAACCAGGUAGAGCGCUCGACCCGGCCGCCGAGCUUAUCAGCGAUUCAGGGCAGAGCAUGUCGCACGGCAGCGUCGGUGGAAGUGGCGGCAGUUUGGGCGCGCAAACGGUGGGUGCCGGCAACAUUGGUGGUGGUGCCGCGGCAGCAGCAGCAGCGGGCGGCGGCAACAGUGAAUACCGGGAGCUCCACUGGACAGUUUCGAGCGUGAUGGACUCAUCACGCGUUUCCACCUGCCUCAUCUCUAUGCUGCUGAUUGUGUACGGCAGCUUCCGGAGUCUCAACAUCGAACAGGAGGCACGCGAGCGGGAGCAAAAGAAGCGCAAUGAGUCCACAACGAAUCUCCUCACCGGGGAGCAUGUCGAAAAGGAGCCAAGCGCGCUGUGCUUCUUUACAGCAGAUAAAUUCGCCACACUAGAUACGAUGCAUGCCCUGUGCCUACCCCUAGGCGCCUCAAUAUCACUGCUCAUCAUGUUCUUCUUUUUCGACUCGAUGCAGCUGCUCUUUGCCGUGUGUACAGCAAUCAUUGCCACCGUGGCGCUAGCCUUUCUGCUUCUGCCCAUGUGCCAGUACAUUAUGCGUCCCUGCACGGACGGCAAACGUUUCUCAUUUGGCGUUUGUGGACGCUUCACGGGCGCAGAGCUCUUUAGCUUCAUGCUGUCUGUGUCGAUUGUAUGCGUUUGGGUGCUAACUGGCCACUGGCUGCUGAUGGAUGCAAUGGGCAUGGGUCUGUGUGUGGCUUUUAUCGCGUUCGUGCGAUUGCCCAGCUUGAAGGUGUCGACGCUGCUGUUGACCGGCCUGCUCAUCUAUGACGUCUUCUGGGUAUUCCUCUCCUCGUACAUUUUCAGUACGAACGUAAUGGUCAAGGUGGCCACGCGACCCGCUGAGAAUCCCGUUGGUAUAGUGGCGCGCAAACUGAAUUUGGGCGGCAUUGUUCGAGAUACACCGAAACUGAAUUUGCCGGGAAAACUGGUUUUCCCCAGCAUACACAAUACGGGCCACUUCUCAAUGCUCGGCCUGGGCGAUGUGGUGAUGCCCGGCCUCCUACUUUGCUUUGUGCUGCGCUAUGAUGCCUACAAAAAGUCACAGGGCGUCACCUCGGAUCCCACUCUAUCAACGCCAAGAGGUGUGGGCUCUAGGCUAACAUAUUUUCAUUGUUCCUUAUUGGGCUAUUUUUUGGGUUUGCUAACGGCCACGGUCAGCUCGGAGGUGUUUAAAGCAGCACAGCCGGCGCUGCUAUAUUUGGUGCCCUUUACGUUAUUGCCAUUGCUGCUGAUGGCCUAUCUAAAGGGUGACCUGCGGCGGAUGUGGAGCGAGCCGUUUAUCACGCACCCACCAUCAAAACAACUGGAAGUCUGAGUGUGUACUCUUAUCUACAAAUAGCAACAAGAACAACAACCACAAAACUACAAACAGUAACGUCAAACACAAACCCCACAUACACACCCAUAAGAAAAUUCAUUUUCUAAACAAUUUCGUCUCUAAAAUAACAUAUUGAGUAUGUAUUUUUUAAUUAUUCUGUACUAAGUUUCGUUCUAACUUAGGUGAUACUCGUUUUUCAUAGUGAAAUAAAAUUCAAAAAAUCGAGUAAUUAUAGUUGAUAGCAUUCAUUUCAAUUGGAUUCGAAUACACACCAAUCAAUCCAUGCAGAUAAUUGAUUUUGAUUGUAGAAGAAUAGAUCCAGCCUACAGUUCAUAGGCUUUACCACAUAUAAUAUCAUAAUUAUAACCCAUAGCGAGAGACUACGAGCAAGCAAGGAAAAGUGUUUGGGACUCGAGUUCUUAAGGAGAGUGUCGUACCUCGGGUAGACAAUUGAGAACCAGUAUUGCCGUUCUGUAAAUACUUAAGUUUAAAAACAAAACAAAAACCAAAUUUGCAUACACAAAAAUGAUUAAUGAAAUUCUUUAGAUAAGGAAACCACCAUGCAACAAAUAAUAGUCUGUAAGUUAGCCUUCACAAAUACACACACACAUUUCAUUUACCUGUGUUUUGUUCCAACAUUUCCGUCCCACACCGCAGAACCCCCCUGUCCUAUCCUACCACAGAGAUCCAUCUAAAGAAUUUUUGCCAAAAUGCAUGUGUUCGUUUU
This is a messenger RNA of Drosophila guanche, 2544 nucleotides long. RefSeq names its product signal peptide peptidase-like 3 (gene SppL). Lineage: Eukaryota; Metazoa; Arthropoda; Insecta; Diptera; Drosophilidae. The transcript is spliced from 7 exons. Gene Ontology annotation, molecular function: aspartic endopeptidase activity, intramembrane cleaving. The record is from RefSeq and is a predicted model, not a curated record. Gene Ontology annotation, biological process: membrane protein proteolysis. The coding region runs from base 516 to 1814 and encodes 432 amino acids. Gene Ontology annotation, cellular component: Golgi-associated vesicle membrane; lumenal side of endoplasmic reticulum membrane; cytoplasmic side of endoplasmic reticulum membrane.